CUCCCACCGGUGGGGCGGUGCUUAGAGCAAAGCUGAACGCAUACACACACUCACACGGUCCACACGGUCGGUAAAAGAAGAACGUGCGUAAAGGUUCGUGUCUUUUACGGCAAUUAUAAAAUCAUCUCGUUGCUUUUAGUUGACAUUCAGGACUGCGAAAGCGGCCACACAACCACCCAAACAUGGCACAUUUAACGAAGAACCCAGCCGAUAAGGAGCGGUUCAUUUGCGUUUAUCCCGUCUACAUCAACAGUAAGAAGACACUGGCUGAAGGACGAAGAAUCCCUGCUGAGAAGGCGGUGGAGAACCCUUCGUGCACCGAGAUUCGUGAUGUCCUGACAGCUGCCGGCGUAAACGUCCUGGUGGAGAACAAAAUGCAUCCCAGAGAGUGGAACCGUGACGUACUAUUCAAAGGUCGUGUCCGAGUUCAGCUGAAACAGGAGGACGGCACCUUGUGUCACAAUAAGUUCUCCACGCGCAAGGAUGUUAUGUUGUACGUGUCCGAGAUGAUUCCCAAGCUGAAGAGUCGCACGCAGAAGAGCGGCGGCGGCGAGAGCGGCUCACAGCAGAGUGAUGGAAAGAAGACUAAAAAGAAAAAGAAGUGAAAUCUCUUCACCUUUUUAUUCUUUACAUCUUUUUUUUGUCAGGAGCAGAAGGUUUGCGUCCAGCCUCAAAACAACACGAACCUCUUCACAUUUUAUUUUAUUUUGGAAAGUUUUGCAGGGCCUGCAAAAGAGGCGUAUCCUUUCCUGCCCCAGAACUUUGAUUUGCUUUAAAACAGAAAAAGCAAACGUGUCUUCAGAUUUUUGUUGAGUGGAAAAUAUAAACUGAAUAAACAAAUUUUUCUUUGUUUCAAAUCAAAAGUGUGAAAUUAAAACGUGCUCAUGAACAGCA
Messenger RNA from Phyllopteryx taeniolatus (common seadragon), 894 nucleotides. RefSeq names its product signal recognition particle 19 (gene srp19). NCBI's taxonomy places the organism in Eukaryota, Metazoa, Chordata, Actinopteri, Syngnathiformes, Syngnathidae. The transcript has 5 exons. The record is from RefSeq and is a predicted model, not a curated record. Gene Ontology annotation, biological process: SRP-dependent cotranslational protein targeting to membrane, signal sequence recognition; SRP-dependent cotranslational protein targeting to membrane. Gene Ontology annotation, cellular component: signal recognition particle, endoplasmic reticulum targeting. Gene Ontology annotation, molecular function: 7S RNA binding. The coding region runs from base 183 to 605 and encodes 140 amino acids.